Molecule: messenger RNA, 3420 nt
Organism: Phasianus colchicus (ring-necked pheasant)
Lineage: Eukaryota; Metazoa; Chordata; Aves; Galliformes; Phasianidae
Gene: DCLRE1C
Product: DNA cross-link repair 1C
Biological process (GO): interstrand cross-link repair; double-strand break repair via nonhomologous end joining; telomere maintenance
Molecular function (GO): damaged DNA binding; 5'-3' DNA exonuclease activity
Source: RefSeq, a predicted model, not a curated record
CGGAAGCGGCCGCCAUGAGCCGGUUCGGGGGCCGGCUGCGCGAAUACCCUCAGCUGUCCAUCGACCGCUUCGACCACGACAACCUGCGCGCGCGCGCCUACUUCCUGUCGCACUGCCACAAGGAUCACAUGAAGGGGCUGAAGGCGCCCGCCCUGAGGAGGAGGCUGCAGAGCAGCUUGAAAGUUAAGUUAUAUUGCUCUCCAGUAACUAAGGAAUUGCUAUUGACUAACUCGAAAUAUGAGUUUUGGGAGAAUCACAUAGUUGCACUGGAAGUUGAAACUCCUACUCAGAUUUCUUUAGUAGAUGAAACAACUGGUGAGAAAGAAGAUAUAGAGGUGACACUCCUGCCAGCUGGCCACUGUCCAGGAUCAGUCAUGUUUCUGUUUCAAGGUGAAAAUGGCACUGUGCUGUAUACAGGGGAUUUCAGGCUUGCAAAAGGAGAAGCAGCCCGAAUGGAGCUUUUGCAUUCAGGGACCAGAGUAAAAGACAUCCAGAGUGUUUAUUUGGACACCACUUUUUGUGAUCCUAGAUUUUAUCAUAUACCAAGCAGGGAGGAGUGUUUAAAUGGGAUCUUAGAGUUAGUGCGAAGCUGGACCUCGCUCAGUCGCUAUCAUGUUGUGUGGCUGAAUUGCAAAGCUGCUUAUGGAUAUGAGUAUUUAUUCAUAAACCUCAGUGAGGAGCUUGGAAUCAAGGUACAUGUGAAUAAGCUUGAUAUGUUCAAAAAUAUGCCAGAAAUCCUCUACCAUAUAACUACAGACCGAUACACUCAGAUUCAUGCCUGUCGACAUCCUAAGGACGAUGACUACUUUCGAGGGAACAGGCUGCCCUGUGGAAUCACUUGCCAAAAUGGAACUCCCUUGCAUGUAAUUAGCAUCAAACCCUCCACUAUGUGGUUUGGAGAAAGGAUCAAGAAGACCAAUGUAAUAGUGAGGACUGGAGAGAGUACAUACCGAGCUUGUUUCUCUUUCCACUCUUCAUACAGUGAGAUUAAGGAUUUUUUGAGCUAUAUCUGUCCUGUGAAUGUAUAUCCCAACGUACUGCCAGUGGGUGGGUCAGAAGACAAAGUUAUGGAAAUAUUACAGCCGUUAUGCAGAUCAUACAGGAGAAACACAGAACCCAAGUAUAAGCCCUUAGGAACACUGAAGAGAGCCUGCAAAAGAAACUUAUCUGAUACAGAUGAAGAUGAGCUCUUUGAUACAGAACUAACCUCUGCAAAGCCUAAGAUUGCAAGAUAUCAGGGAGAAGAAAGUAAGCCAUCCAAAACUGCACAGUCUGAAAAUGCUGAAAGAAACAUAAAUGAGAGCACAGAAAGCUACAGAGCAAACACAACUUACACCUCUCUCAAGGUAGACUUUGUGGACUGUGAGGAGUCAAAUGAUGAUGAUGAUGACGAUGACGAUGACGAUGAUGACAAAGAAGAUGAUUCUGAAAAAAACACAGCUCAGGUUCUUUCCCAUGAGCCAGACGCCAAUUCCAUAACAAGUUGCAAUGGAAUACCUAGCAACCAGCAGGAGUCUAAUGCUGAUAUCCCUCGCUGGGAUAUGUUUUUUAAGUGUAACAAAGUAGAUGAAAGCUCUGAAAAUGAGGACAACUUCCCAUCUUCAGCAGAUGCUGGUGGGUCCCAGUCACUCUUCAGUGAUUCGGAUGGAGUGAGUGACUCAACUCACAUCUCCUCCCAGAAUUCUUCUCAGUCGACACACAUAUCAGAGCAAGGGAGCCAGGGCUGGGAUAGCCAAAUGGACACAGUUCUCAUUACCUCCCAAGAGAGAAAUGCUGCUGACUUCAGCUGCUUCAGCAGAUGUGGCAGCAGAACAGCUUUGCUAUCACACGAGACCCCCAAGGACAGUCAAGCUGACGACAGUAAGUGGAAACCACAUGGCCAAAAUCCAUCCUGUGCUUCUGAUGUCAUCUGUGACUUGAAAAGUGAAGACUGUGACAAAGAUGCAGAAGCUGGCACUGCUUCAACUCAAGAUCUGCUGGUGGAAAUAAGUGACAGUUCCAGGACUCCUGAUCUAGAACUGAAGAGGGACUCUCAGAGCUCCUCUGACUUUGAAAUCCCCUUAACUCCAGAUGCUGAAAUACCUCAACGAGAUAAACUGCACUACUUAUAUAAGAAGCUAGCAGCAGGUGAAAGCAUAAUGAGAAAAAACUCUCCUGAAAAGAGGUAGAACUGAUUAUAUCACGGUAAUAGUGAAAUUUGUUCUUUAAAUAAGAAAUUAUUCUUCCUUUUAUUGCUGUUAUUUGCAUUUAUGCUAAUCUAUGCAAUUUUUGUACUACAAUUACAAAUAGACUUGCAGUCUGUAUAACUUUAUUGUUCUUUCCAUGAAAUAUUGAAAGUGUUUCUGAAAAGGACUAUAAAAGCAUUCUACCUCCUAAGGUUUGGUUCUCUGAGGCUGUAACUAGAUUGAAAACAGACCAAAGAAAACUAGAGGUGGAACACUAAAUUAAAUUUAGUGUUUUCUUUCAUCAUGAGCUCUAAGAGUUUGCCUUCUACACAUGAUCUCAAGCUUUAAUAUAAUACCACAUGUUUAAUUAUGGGGGGAAGAAUAUGGUAUCUUCCCUGAAUGGCCAUGCAAACACUGAAAUGAGCUGCCCUUCAACUUCCUGAAACCCCAGCUUUUCACUGUGGUUAUUUUAAAGAACUGCAGAACAGAUGAGCCAAUGACAGCAGUGUUUUUGUACAAUCAAACUCAUCUCUCUUUAAACUGAGCAGAUAGCGUAUCUCAGUGCCUGUGGUUUAAAUCUAACACGCAACCACUUGUUAAUUCCUUUGUUUUGGUUUGGCAUUGCAGCUUUGGGUUCUUGUUAAACUUCAAUCCUUUCAGGAAAAAAGAUCCAAACAACAGAAGUAACCUCUAAGUUUCCCAGUCCACGAGGCUUAAGGCCUGAAUAAUUAAAAAGACUUUCAGCAUGACAGCUCUCCACACUGCAUACAUCUGUUUUUCUGGUAUCUGGAGUGAAAUGCAAAUAUUAAAAAAACAGCAUCCUGCUACUGCAGACAGUUGCAGGGGAAAAAAACUGCUGUCAUCUGUGUAUGAUUUGAAUUAUAUUCAAAUCCAUGUGUUUUUUCCACUGUCACUUUGCCUACUCUCUGUUCCUGGGAUUUUUUUAAAGUCCAAAAUACAGACCUAUCAACUUUUUUUUUUUUUAAGCAGGCUAAAAUGAAUGACACUCCUGUCGUAUUUACCUUUGAAUAAAGUCACAGAGAGCAGAAUUCUGUCUGUUGGCUUGAUUCCUUAACUGUAUGAUAAAUUUCAGAUCAGGGCUGAGUUUACAGUGUGCUUCAGUAGAUGGGAGCCUCACUUAUUUAUACCAGUUCCAAUCUGCCAUGAACUGAAUAGGAAACACACGAUUUCCUCAUGAUUGCUACAGUCCUCUCAGUGCUAAAACAUCUGUGUAUACGACAGCAACAAAUUGCAC